GGACGGCUUUCUGCCUGAAAUCCAAUUGGAUUUUUAGUUCGUGCAAACACUUCGAUGCGGGCAGAGAUAGAUAACUUUGGCCGUUUCGCUGAAUGAGUUUUUGGUUUUCUUUUCUUUGCAAUCGUUUUUUUUGUGGUUUUUCGUUUCCAUUCAAUUUUUCUCUUUGUUUUUGCAUUCCACAAUCGACAUGUUGACCAAGUGAUUUCGUUAUCGUGCACAUUGCGGUACUGAAUUUUAAACAGUAACGAAAAAGUUUUUAAUUUCGGUGUGCUUUUUGGAGUUUGGAGUUAGCGUAACUUUGAUGUGAUUGAAUCGCGCUUGAAUUUCAUUGUUGGAAUAACCUUAAGUGAUACACAUUUGCCGUCACCAACAAAUGAGCCAUUCAUGACAAUUGUGACACUUAUAAACGUGCCAAAGAUCUUACAGCACGUUUCGCUUCGAUUCAGCUCCAUCGAAAUGAUUGAAAACAGGAAAUGAAUGAUUAAAAAAAAAUUAAGACGAUUACAAAUUGUCGUGCGUUUAAAUCUUAUUUUGACAGUGGAUGCAACCAGCCAGUGUUAAUAAGUUCAAGUAGCUUAUAGAGUAUUAGUGAAGUUCCUUUGCGGAAAAAUUAUCAAGUGUAAUUUCGCGUAAUUUGUACCGCCAGCAAAACCGAUUUACAUAAACCUGUGAAGGAAAAGAAAAACAACAUUUGCAAGAUAUAUACACUGGAUUCUGGAUUAUAACAUAAGUGGUCAUUUUCAUAAACAGCCCAUAAAAAAUAACACUCAUUUCGGAUUAUUGAACGUGGAUUCAGUUGAUAUUGAAUUUGGAUUAAUAGUUGAUCAUCAAGCAGCAAGUAUCUUGAUCAUUUUCAGAAUGAUACUGCACAGGUGUAAGUCGCGGUUUUUAUUUUUACUUUGGCUAUGUGUGACAAUUUCAUCGGGAAGUUCAUUGUCUUGGCAACCAUGCCCUGAGCUUAGUUCAGCAUUGAGAUACCCGUGCCGAUGCAAAGUCGAACCAUUCGGACCGAAAUCACAGCUGGGCGCCGUUUCAAUGGAUUGUGACAAUGUCGUCUUUCACACCGAUUCGCCAAUUCUACCCAACGGAGCACCAAUUAUCUCAUUUUCGCAACGGUACUGCGGCCAACAAGUCUUGCCAACACAGGCAUACGCUACGACAGGUCUACCGCUACGCAGCUUAGACUUUUCACAUAACUCCAUUCGACGUUUGCCCGACAAAGCUUUUUCAGGCGUUGAGAACACGUUGGUCAUUUUGAAGCUGUCUGACAACUUAUUUGGCGAUUCGUUGAAUCCAAUUUUCUCAACGGCCGAGUUUCGUCCAUUGCAUCAAUUACGGAUUUUGGAUUUAUCGGGCAACAAAAUCAAGGCAUUAGAAGAGGGAAUUUUCAAAGGGUGUGAAAAUCUGCAGGAUUUGAACAUAGCCCGAAACAGUUUCACAUCAGUGCCAUCGACGUCAUUAAACGGUCCAAAUGCCUUGAAAUCAAUUUCGUUGAUGAACAACAGCAUCGCUGUUGUACGAUCGGAGGCGUUUACAUCGCAACCAAGUUUGGAACGAAUCGACUUACGAUAUAAUCGCAUUUCAACCAUAGACGGUGGUGCAUUUGGUGGAUUGACUUCACCUAAGGAAAUCUAUUUGGCCGGAAAUCGCUUGAUUCUGCUUAAUAGCGACGUUUUUGAGGGUGCAUCUUCGUUGGAAAAACUUGACUUGUCUGAGAACUUCAUUUCGGCAUUCCCAUCGAUUGCUUUACAAGAAGUGGGCAAUUUGAAGUUGUUGAAUUUGUCAUCAAACAUGAUUCAAAAGCUGGAAUCGGCUCAUUUGGAAAAUUUGAAAGGACUUCAAAUCUUGGACCUUAGCCGGAACGGAAUCAACUCAGUGGCGCCAGCAACCUUCCGAGAUUUAUCACAAUUGAAAUACUUGGAUUUGAGUUUGAACUCAUUGAGAACGAUCGAAGAUGACGCUUUGGAAGGUUUGGAUUCACUUCAGACGUUAAUCCUGCGAGACAACAACAUUCUGCUGAUCCCGGGUAGUGCUUUGGGUCGUUUGCCACGUCUAUCCAACUUGUAUUUAGAUUACAAUCGUGUCGCUGCACUUUCAUCCGAUAUACUUGGUUCAAUUCAACCGGAAGACAUUAAGUAUAUGUCUCUCUCGCGAAAUGUGAUCCGUGAACUUCCACCGGGUAGCUUCGAAAUGUUCCGAAAUUUGCGUUAUUUGGAUUUGUCAGGAAACUCUCUGGCCACCAUCAGCGCUGAUACAUUCCAAGGUUUAGACUCUGCAUUGCGUGAAUUGAGAGUUUCGCACAAUCGAAUCACAUCGAUCGGAAAUAUUCCGUUGGCUCUGCGCAAGCUACGCAUUUUGGAUUUGAGUGACAACAACAUUGUGGACAUUGCCAAGAACUCGUUGAUGGGAUUAGAAAAUCUGCUCUACUUGAAUUUGAGUCACAAUCACCAUUUGGGCCCAAUUCCAGUGAAUCUAUUGCAACCGUUGGUAAAAUUACGUACGAUUGACUUGAGUAUGUCCGGAUUAAAGACACUUCCAUCGGAGGUCUUUGAAAAUUCACCGGAUUUGGAGAUUAUUGUCCUGAGAAAUAACGCCAUUCAAGAGAUCGGUGAAUCAACUUUUGCCAACUUGCGUAACAUUUCAUCGAUUGACCUGUCACACAAUCAUAUUUCAAGUUUGCGAUCAGCGUCAUUCGUUAAUUUGAUGAAUUUGAAGAAGCUCAAUUUGAAGGGUAAUCAAUUGAGCGCUUUCAAAGGUGAAUUCUUCAACACCGGCACCGGUUUGGAAGAGCUUGAUUUAUCUGAUAACCAGUUAAGUUACCUAUUUCCAUCAUCAUUCCGCAUUCAUCCUCGUCUUCGCAGAUUGAGCAUUGCCAACAAUAAAUUCAACUUCUUCCCAUCCGAAUUGAUUGCCACUUUGCAAUACCUUGAACACAUCAAUCUGUCUGGAAAUGAGCUGAAAACAAUUGACGAACUAGAUUUUGCCCGUUUGCCACGGUUGCGCGUGUUGGAUGUGGCCUAUAAUCAACUUGAAACUUUAAGUGAAAUGGCAUUUCACAAUUCAACGCAAUUGCAAGUCGUUGACUUGAGUAACAAUCGCAUUGAUCGCAUUGGCGAGCGUACAUUCGAAGGGUUGGUACGUUUAGAAACACUCAACUUGGAAGGAAAUCGCUUGAACGAUUUGCCAGAGACCAUUUUCGAUCGAGCUAAAUUGCACAUGUUGGAGAAUAUCAACUUGGCCAACAACAAAUUCGAUUAUGCGCCAUUGAAGGCGUUGCAGCGGCAGUACUUCUUUGUGACAUCGGUGAAUUUGAGCAAGAACAACAUCAAGUCCAUUCCAUCUGAAGAUAGUGUUAUGGUCAAUAUUAAAAAGCUUGAUCUUUCUUACAAUCCAUUGACCGAGCAAACGGUGGAGAAUAUUUUAAACGAACCAAAAACCGUGCGUGAAUUGAAUUUGGCUGGCACUGGUGUGAAGGCGAUCACAUCAUUAGAAACACCAUUCUUGCAGAGCUUGAAUUUGUCACACAACAACAUUGUUAGCGUCAAUGAAGAGGCAUUCGAACGGGCAACUCUACUUGAAAGUUUGGAUUUAUCAAGCAACAUGUUGAAUGACAUCAAGAAAUUGUCAAAGAUGUGGCCGAAAUUAACCUCACUCCAAUACUUGGACUUGUCCAACAAUUCAUUUGAAAUCAUUUCACAAGGCGAUUUUGAUAAUUUGGAUAUGCUGAAGUCACUGGCCAUCACUGACUUGAACCAAAUCAACCGCAUUGAGAAGAAUGCAUUCAAGAAUUUACCAAAUCUAUCCGAACUCAAAGCAUACAAUUACCCACGACUUGGUUACUUAGAUGUGCAAGGCAUCGUUGAGUUGUUGCCAACGUUAAGCUCGUUGGAUGUUGAAAUUAAAGACGCGGCUGUUGGAAGUGAUCAAAUCCAACCGGCCAAACAUCCACGUCUCAAGGAGCUGGGCAUUCGUGGCAGUCGAUUGAGAAGUAUUUCAGCAGCUACGCUGGCUGGAUUAAAGGGCAAAGACUUGCAUAUUAAACUUAUGAAUACGUCAUUGUCUGUAUUGCCACCGGCACUCUUGUUCCCAGUUCCGCGAUCAUCGAAUGUCGAUUUGGAUGUGUCUGGUUCGAAGUUGACCGUUUUAUCGCCACAACUCUUGACCGCAUUGGAGGAUCGGCGGAAUAGUUUGUCGCUUCAUGGCUUAGACUCGAAUCCAAUCCACUGUGAUUGCAAUGCACGUGCUUUGCGCCGCUGGUUACCUGGAUCGCAUAUGUCAAGUUUGCGAUGUGCAACGCCCGACUAUUUGGCCGGAAAACUCCUCACUGAAGUCGGUGAUGAUGAAUUGACAUGCGACUCCCGUAAACCAACUACGGCCACUCCAAUCACAACGAAAACCACCGCACAACGAACCACAUCGAAAAUUGUGACACGAUACACAACAUCCGAACCGGAAAUCAUUUGGAGCAUGCCACCAUCACAAGCACCGACCAAAAUCAAAACCAAACCACCGAUGAUUAACAAAGCCGUGAUCGCAAACGAUGACACUUUGAUCAUCAUUAUCGUCGGAAGUGUCGUUGCAUUCAUCACAAUUUUGAUCAUUAUCAUUUGCAUCGUUCGCCUACGAAUGAGUUCGAAUAGCUAUCACAACGGUCCAAUUCCAAUGGGAAUGCCACCAAUGCCGCUCAGUUCAAACAUGCAAAUUGCUGGAUACAAAACACCAACUCCAUUGUACGCUAUCCCACCGUAUGCUCAAAACUAUGCCACAUUGCCGCACAAGCCAAUGUCACACCAAUCCAUGACGAAUCUCAGUCAAUCGCGAACAAAUUACUCAACCAUGGGACGAAAUCCAUACUAUCAUCAAUCACCAUCACUCAAUGGUCAACCAUUCGUCAUUUACUCAGACGAGAAGAGUUACAGAUAAUAAAACUAUCUGCAUAAGUUAAUAAGUUGCCAAACCGUGCUAAAGACAACUCACAUUUGGUGUGCUAACGCUUUAGCUCUGAAAUGGAAAAAAAAAUAAAUUAUUUGACACAUUGCACAUCGCGUAACAUUUACGCGCCGUGCGUAAACUCUUGAAUUCAAUAGUCAAAGAUUUAAAAAAAAAUACGAACGAUAACGUAGAUCGAAAGAAAAGAAUGGAAGUGAAGAAGACUUGAGUACUUUUCAAUGGAUUAAGUCUUGAUUUUUUUUGUAUAUGUCAUUCUAUACAGAAUAAUAUUGUCACAAAACUUCUUUUGUACAUAUCGAAAUUAAAUGAAAAAAAAAAAAAAAAAACAGAAAAAAACACACACACACACAUUACAAUUAAGUUUAAUAGCAUAAUUGAACGCGCGCGAGAAAAGAAAAAAAUAGUCGAUAAAAUUAAUGAACGAAAAAAAGCAUUAAUUUACAUUUCUUAUUUAUAGGCCUAAGAAAAUAAGGAACAAAUGUUAAAUUAAUUAUGAAAUAAAUGAGAUGAAAAUUUAAUCCGAA
Molecule: messenger RNA, 5474 nt
Organism: Sitodiplosis mosellana (orange wheat blossom midge)
Lineage: Eukaryota; Metazoa; Arthropoda; Insecta; Diptera; Cecidomyiidae
Product: transforming growth factor beta activator LRRC32
Exons: 8
Coding region: 859-4923 (1354 amino acids)
Cellular component (GO): extracellular matrix
Molecular function (GO): protein binding
Source: RefSeq, a predicted model, not a curated record